GAGUUACAUGACUUCCAACUUCUAACUUCCAACUUCGAACUUGCCUUCCAGUUUUAACCAACGUGUGCUCCAUUCCGUAAGGAUCUAGAGCACCGCGAUUGAAUUCAACACAUGCCGGAUUACUAAUAUUCAGGGUCCUCAACCACAGCGCUCGCACCACCGCACCACAAGCUUAACCUACGCGAAAUUUCGGCCCGCCAGUCUGAGCUUCCCUCUUGGCACCGUUUCUUCGAUCCUUAAUUGUUAUCUCGUUGUUCCUUACAGACGCAACAAACCUAACCACCCACCCAAACCAUCUCAAUUGCAGGAGGAUAGAUUGAGGACAGGAUUUCAUGGGGCAGUCCUGUACUAUGAGUGUGACACCAACUAUCCAUCGAAGAAGAAGAACAUAUCCCGCGGAAAACCGAUGACGAUGAAUGGCUAUUCGAAGGGCAAAGAAAAGGAGAAGGAUCGAUAUUUACCUGCGAGGAGAAGGGGGGGAGAAUCGGGAAAAUGGAUCGAUGUGGUGGCAUACGGAAGUUUUAGUGCCCUGCUGGCUUUAAUUCUGAAAUAUGCUGUCUCAGGUCAAUACUGGAAUUUGAACUUCUUCUUAUUGGCGCUUCAGUCAGGAACUGCUCUCGCAGUGAUAUGGUUAUUGAAAAGGGGCGGAUAUCUUACGGAAUUAGCAGGGCUAGAGUUCCAAAAAUUGAAGACUUGGCUUCCUCUUGCUGUGUUACUCCUCGUCUCAAAUUACAUAUCUUACAAAGCGCUUCAAUGUCUAUCAUUACCUACGUACAUCCUUCUUUCUACUACGACCAUUUUCACAGUCCCCUAUGUCGACAGCAUACUGUUCGGAACACCGAUCCCUCCGUUCGCAUUUAAAUCUUAUCUCCUAAUAUUCUCCGGCAUAAUAAUAUCAGUCAUUGUGGAAAACGCACAUGCAGAAGCAAGCUAUGGAGACCGCCGACUUGAACAAACAUUAGAACCUCAAGACCCUGUCAUGAUAUUAUUUCUUGGAUAUAUUUUCAUGGUCAUACAUCUUCUAUUGUACAGCACGUAUGAAGCAUGGAAGGCAAAGAUUGUGCCAAAUCUCAAAUUUGGUCAAUGGGAUAUUUUCCUAUAUAACCAUAUGCUUAUAUUUAUCAUCGCAUCAGCGCUUUCCUUCAUCAUCGAGGAUUUCUCCGACGAGAACAUGAAUGAUUGUUUCCCAUCUUCCAUACGAACAUCGACUAUCUGGGCCAUAAUUUAUACCUGCUUUGGAGUCUUCCCUGUAUUAUUCUAUUCAAAUGCAAUUGUUCGAAAAUCAUCGUCAAGUUUCCAUUCGAUCGUUGAAGCUUCGAGUAAAAUGGCAAUAGCCUUGCUAGGAAUGUAUAUGUAUUCAAAUCUGAUAAACAUGGGCAGUGUAUCCGCUAUCGUGAUAGGAUGCUCAGGCGGUAUUCUAGGGGCGUGGUUAGAAGGAAAACAGCAGCAGGAUGCGAAGGGGAAACGGGUGCUACCUGUUUGAUGAGUAACUUUUUGAAAUAGACCGUUGUACAAGAAUUAGUUUUGACAAAAUGGGAGGGGAAGCCAGGCGUUAGGGCACGGUGUUGGGUGCAACUUGCAUAUUUUCAGUACAAAACCACUGACCGUAUUACUUACGUAUUGUAUAGAAACCACAAAUAGAGAUGAUUGGAAACGGCCCUGGAUACUCAUAUCCCCAUUGCUAUGUGAAAACAUAAGUAUACAGGUGGAAGAAUUGGAAGUAUUAACUAGCUUUUUAUUCUGUACGGAAAUCAAAGUAUAUUUCA
Botrytis cinerea B05.10 is the source of this 1766-nucleotide messenger RNA. RefSeq lists its product as hypothetical. Lineage: Eukaryota; Fungi; Ascomycota; Leotiomycetes; Helotiales; Sclerotiniaceae. The coding region runs from base 407 to 1483 and encodes 358 amino acids. The record is from RefSeq and is a predicted model, not a curated record. The transcript is spliced from 4 exons.